Molecule: messenger RNA, 600 nt
Organism: Cylicostephanus goldi
Lineage: Eukaryota; Metazoa; Nematoda; Chromadorea; Rhabditida; Strongylidae
Source: the annotation of a GenBank genome assembly
UCGGACAACUCUGGGCAUACCGAAACAACUACGGAUGAGCCACUUGCUGAUGGUGCUUCGAGCAGUGCAGCGGCACCCAGCGGAAAUAGCACCGUACCUGAGGAGUUCCGUGAUAUACUCGGAGAUAUUGAAAUACCCGAUGGAGUUGAUCCUGCAUUCCUCGCUGCACUUCCCGAAGACAUGCGUGCUGAAGUGAUUCGCGAUCAUCGUCGCCAACAACGUGCUCAGCGUGCUGCACAACCGAGCUUACCUGCUCAGGAUGGUAAUGGCGAGAGUGGCUCAAACGUGGUGCCAGCUGUGGAGCCAAUAGAUCAAGAUUUCCUCAAUGCUCUACCACCGGAAUUGCAGGAGGAGAUCCUAGCGCAACAUGAACGAGCAGUUCGUGAGGCAGAAGAGGCCAUGCGAAGAGCCAACGCUCCAGCACCUGCUGUUCCUCCAGAGCCAGAGAUGGAUGGCGCAGCAGUUAUUGCCUCGUUACCACCGCAUGAAAGAACUCAGGUGCUGGCUGAAAUGGACGAUUCCGAAUUGCAGCGCCUUCCAGCUGACAUGCAAAAUGAAGCUCGUAGAGCACGUGAAAGUCUCGAACCAGUGAGUAGUUAG